Molecule: messenger RNA, 2227 nt
Organism: Seminavis robusta
Lineage: Eukaryota; Bacillariophyta; Bacillariophyceae; Naviculales; Naviculaceae
Source: the annotation of a GenBank genome assembly
UAGAGCUGGAAGGAUAUUGAUUAAAUUAGAGAAAUUGUGCGUUCAAGUUCACACCUUUUCAACAUAGGACGGGCUCUGUUCGUUGGAUCAUUAGCAUUCGGAAUAGAUCCAUAGAUCCUUCCAUUGUACUGUAUGGCAUACCGGUGCAGCCGUACUAGUACAGCCCACAGCCCACUGCUGCAACGACCUUUCUUCGUUCCAAAUCUGGGAAGCUGGAGCCUGACGUGGUUAAUUUUGUGCUCUGUGUAGCUCGUGCAGUCGUACAGUGAUGUGAUUGGGAGAUGAAGGGAUCUUCGAACUCUCCAAACUGGAAACACUGCCGAUUGACUGUCGUCAUCAGGAAAAGCUGCGACGAACCAGAUCUGUGUCUGUGGAAUGAUAUCAUCGUGAUGUGUUGGCUUUGCUAACAAGCAAUCCAGAAAGCAUAGAAGACAGCAUUGUGUCAACCAUAUUUCCCCCAAGAUUUUAAAGAACAGAUUAAUAUUGGAUCCCACAAAGAUGUUCCGUCCGGCUACCAAGACCAUCCUACGAAGAGCGCCGACGGCCCGGGCAACGGCUGCUUCAUCAGCAGCACGGGCCAUGUCUUCUUCGUCGAGUGAUAAGCUUUCCUACGGAGUUGUACCCAAGGAGUACUUUGGAGAAUACAAGGAGUAUUCCGUGAUCCACACCAAUCGAUCUUUGAACUUAAUGUCAGAACCCUUCCAACAAGUGAUGCGCAACUUGAACGAUCUCUUGAAGGAAACUUACAAGGCCGACAAAGUUGCGAUUAUUCCGGGCUCUGGAACAUUUGGAAUGGAAGCCGUGGCUCGUCAAUUUGCUACCAAUAAACAUGUCAUGGUGAUCCGCAAUGGCUGGUUCUCUUUUCGUUGGACCGAAAUCUUUGACAUGGGCGGUGAAAAUACCAUUCCAGAGUCACACACGGUUCUGAAAGCAGUUCCUGUAGACACAACAUCUGCGAGUACUAAUCCACAAACAACCCAGUAUCAACCCCACCCAAUUGCAGAAGUCGUCAAGAAAAUUAAGGAGGAACGCCCAGCAGUGUUGUUUGCUCCCCACGUGGAAACCAGUACUGGAAUGUUCCUACCUGACAGUUACAUCAAAGAAGCAGCAGCAGCCAUGCAUGAAGUUGGAGGGAUGUUUGUAUUGGAUUGCAUAGCAUCCGGAACCGUAUGGGCCGACAUGAAAGAUUUGGGUGUGGAUGUUGUUAUUAGUGCGCCACAAAAGGGGUGGACUGGCCCAGCCUGCGCCGCUCUGGUGCCAAUGUCGGACUUGGCCGUGUCCAAGAUGCAAGAAACCAACGAAACAUCCUUUUCCAUGAGUUUGAAACGAUGGACUGCCAUCAUGGACACUUACGCGAAUGGCGGAUUCGGAUACCAUACAACCAUGCCCACAGACGCACUUCGAGAUUUUCACGAAAUCAGUGUGGAGACAUUGAAGUUUGGUCUUCCGGAGCUCAAGGAAGCGCAACUGGAACUGGGAAAGCAAGCACACGCAGCCUAUGGAGCUCGUGGGCUAACCAGUGUUGCAGCACCCGGCUUUCAAGCUCCUGGGGUGCUUGUGUACUACUCUCCCAUGGGCACUGACAAUCCGGUCAUGAUGAACAAAUUCAAGGGAUACGGACUGCAAAUCGCUAUGGGUGUGCCGUGGAGAAUUGAUGAACCAGAUGGUUUGAAAACAUUCCGCAUGGGUCUGUUUGGAUUGGACAAGCUGGGCGAUAUUGAAGGCACUGUCCAGGUCAUGGCAGAAGGUCUCGAUAAGGUGUUGACGGAGUGUGGCUAUGCGUUUCCAGAAACAUCCAAGAAGGCUGCCUAGCUUUUUCUUUUAGCAGUUGGGUUGCCUGGUCUCCUCCAGUUCCAUGCACCUGAUAAGCUUACUUAUCAAUACACUACAUUUUCGAUAGACUUGUGCCUGUUCCGAACAGCGUUGAGAAGCAACCAUGGGGGGGGAUAAAGAGGUGUCAUAGAAAAAAUGUUCCCUGCCAAUACUUACGUUGAACGGUGCCUGGUACCUGGUACACUCAUUUGAUGUUGGUUUGCCUGCCGCUUUCCCCCUGGGCAUCAUUUUCUGCCGUGCACUCGGCCUUCAGAACGUUCUUGCUAGCUGGCUUGUAGACAAGUAUUCUGUUGAUCAUGGUCGCUCUACAUGUAGCAACGACCACUACAACCGUAUCGUUACCAGCUGGCUAAGCUACCGGUACCGUGUACCAGGUAGCUGCUCCAAUGCUCCA